AUGUCGAAUUCCCCGCCUACCUUGUCAAUUCCCAUUGAACUUGAUAGCCGAUAUGGAACCGACGAAGACAGCGAUCAACUAUCGGAAACAACACCACUUAGCACGACAAGAAGUGUAAGUAGAAAUGACUUGCUACUGCCUUCUACUUUCAGUGGUAAGCAAGACCCCUGGACGGUUUUCAGGACUCGACUCAGAUACUAUGUCCCGGUCUUCAGUUGGCUCCCAACUUACUCUCUAGAAACAUUCUGGGGUGACUUCUUGGCCGGCUUAACCGUGACAGCUAUUCUACUGCCUUCCGGAUUAUCCUACUCUGCUUUGGCAAAGUUACCAGAGGUUCACGGCUUGUACACUAUUGUUAUACCUGGUUUCAUAUAUGCUUUCCUUGGAACUUCGAGACAAUUGAUCAUCGGUCCCGAGGCGCUCGUUGCCAUGCUCGUAGGUUCAUCAGUGGUACAACAACAAAUAGAAGCUGGCAAAGAAGAUGAUCCCGAUACGGCGAUUGCUACAGCCGGGCUGAUCAUGUUUUUUUCGGGAAUCUUAACAUUGAUACUUGGACUGAUUCGACUAGGAUUUAUAGACUCGGUCUUAUCACGAGCUCUGUUACGAGGGUUUAUUUCUGCCGUGGCGAUUGUUAUUAUGAUCGAACAAUUGUUUAUUAUGUUAAAGUUAGACGAGGAUGCUGCACGAGAUGACAUCGGUCACUCAUCAUCUGCGGUUGAAAAGAUCACUUACAUAUUCACACAUCUUCAUAAUGCACAUAAGCUCACAGCAACUGUAUCAUUCUCAAGUUUGGCAUUCCUUCUGGUUUCUGAAUCACUGAAAUCAAAACUUUCAAAGCGUUACGUUUGGAUCCAAUUUGUUCCCGAGAUUCUCACCUGCGUGAUUAUCUCUACCAUUCUAUGUUCGAUAUUUAAAUGGUACGAUGAUGGCCUAACCAUUCUUGGAAAUAUAAAAGGAGGCGGAUUUCCAAGAUUCCAAAUUCCCGCUGUUAACAUAAGUUACUAUAAGGACUGUUUUGAGGCAGCGGUUUUAAUAACGGUUGUUGGAUUUGUGGAGUCGAUUGUGGUCACUAAAACAUAUGCGACAAAACACAAUUAUGCUGUUAGCGCAAAUCGUGAAUUGGUUGCCUUGGGUGCAGCCAACUUGAUCGGCAGCUUCUUCCAAUGUUUUCCUGCUUACGGUGGUAUGGCAAGAAGCGGUAUAAACGAUAAGGCAGGUGCAAAGACUCAAUUGGCUGGUUUGAUCGCCGCUUUCUUAGUCAUGUUCUGUUUAUUUUUCCUUCUCCCUCUAUUUUACUACCUACCAAAAUCUGUUCUGGCGACAGUCGUAUGGAUGGCCGCACUUUCUCUAUUGCAUGAGCUUCCACAUGACUUGUAUUUCAUGUAUAAAAUAAAGGCAUGGAAUGACUAUGCAUUGCUUUUCUUAAAUUUCUUCACCACGAUCUUCAUAUCAAUUGAAUAUGGAACUUUGAUUUCUGUGGCGUUGUCCUUGGUGCUUAUGGUCAAACACUCAACAUAUCCACGGAUCACCAUAUUGGGUAGAAUCGGUGAUACGGGUAAAUUCAAGUCCAUCAAGGACUUCCCUGAUGAAGCUGAUCAUGUGGAAGGUGUACUUGUGGUCCGAAUAGCGGAGCCCUUGUAUUUUGCCAACACUGGUCAGCUGAAGGAUCGAUUGAGGCGACUAGAAGAAUUCGGUGACAUGAGCGUACAUCCUUCUGAAGACGCUAGAAUGUCACCAAUUGAAAAUGUAAUAUUUGAUAUAGAAACCAUGGAGGGACUGGAUGCUAGUGCGGCACAAAUCCUCUUUGAAAUCGUCGAGGCAUACCAAAAACGCAACGUUAAUGUGUUCUUUGUGAAAUUACGCGAAAAUCAAAAGAAAUUAUUUAUACGCGCCGGUUUGUGGGAUAUAGUAGGAGGAGAGAAACAUUUCUUCAGACGUAUUCCCGACGCAUUAGAACAUAUUAAUCGAGGGCGAAUAAGUCCGCAAGAUGAUUCCUAUCUUAGUUAUACGUAA
Acaulospora morrowiae is the source of this 2013-nucleotide messenger RNA. The record is from the annotation of a GenBank genome assembly. Lineage: Eukaryota; Fungi; Glomeromycota; Glomeromycetes; Diversisporales; Acaulosporaceae.